Molecule: messenger RNA, 2272 nt
Organism: Folsomia candida
Lineage: Eukaryota; Metazoa; Arthropoda; Collembola; Entomobryomorpha; Isotomidae
Product: putative E3 ubiquitin-protein ligase SINA-like 9
Exons: 3
Coding region: 542-1135 (197 amino acids)
Cellular component (GO): cytoplasm
Molecular function (GO): ubiquitin protein ligase activity
Source: RefSeq, a predicted model, not a curated record
AAUAAUUGCCAGAAGUCUGCAUAAAAUUAUUAUUUGCAAACUGGCAUAAAUUGGAAAUCAUAUUUAAUCAGUUAUACAUAAAGCUAAAAUUAGGAAUUUUUUAAAAACGGUGAACUACAUAAAUCUAAAGUAAAUUUCUUAAUGGACCAAUAAAUUCAGUCUGUCAUAUGUAAAAUUCGCAAUAUUUUUAGCAAAUGUGCAAAAACGACAAAUCUGAGUUCAGUUUCGAUGCGCAAUUCACGUAAGUGCGUUGCUGAUACAUAUUUGCUUUCACUAUCUAUCAAUUCUCGCCAUGUAUAAAUUGCUACUUUGCGAACUAUUUCCGUGUGCUGGGCAAACAUGAAAAGACUCAGAUUCCAUGAAAACGUGGACAAGUGCGACAAACGAAAAUCAUCUCUAGAGCAAAAAUUAUUAUGGUCAGUAAGUUAGCAGGACUCGGCACAAUAAGAGCACCCAUUUUAUCAAGUACAUGGAUAAGUAAACAAUAAAAUAAUACACUUUUCUCCAAAAUCACGAAAACUUAGCUAUCUUAAAUCAAAGCAUGAAUUCCGGAAGGACGCCGGGAUCCAAUUGGCACGACACGCUUCUUAAAAAUCAGGCCAAUUUCUCCGACGAUGAAAACGAGCCUCCCAAAUUAUCCCGCUUACUCGACCUCAUCGAAUGCCCGGUCUGCCGAGAAAUCCCAUCUCCUCCGAUUUACAACUGUGAAAACGGUCAUUUCGCCUGCGCCACGUGCUUACCACGCCUCACAACGAAUCGUUGCCCGUACUGCCUCGCGACUUUCACCAGGAUGAGAAACUAUCCACUCGAAUCGCUCGUUACGACGGGGUCCGUUCCCUGCGACUUUGUCCAGUUUGGCUGCACCCAGGAUAGCUUGACCUUGCUGGAGUAUGAACGCCACGUGGAGUCGUGUUGGGCGCAAAUUUGGCGUCCCGGAAAAAUUAUUCAGCAUUCAAAAAAGUCACAUGCCCACCCCCACGCCAAUAAUUCAUCCCCCCUUCAACCCUGUCCGCGAUGCCAGCAAGAAAAUUCCACGAGAAAAGUGAAAUGUCGCAAAUGUGAUGGAUCUCUACGACCACCGACCCCCAUGAAAGAACUCACUGCUUCCCAAUCUCAGCUCAAUUUCGUCUUUUGAAAAAAAUAAUACAAUUAUAAUUACCUUUGUGAAUAAAUACUGACGAAGUGAAAUUUCGUGAAAUUUUACGGGGGUAAAUUUCACGGAAAAGGAAAAGUUUUUGUAAUUUUGAUAACGUUCCAUUGUCAAUUAAAUUAAUUAAAUCAUGAAAAAUGUAUAUUACAUAAAUAUAUUAAAUUUUGCAAUCAUUUUUAAAUACUAAAUUAUGCGAUUAAAUUAUGAAUGUUAAAAACUUCUGUUUCACGCUAAGUAGUUGAGUUCAUCACAUGUUCAGCACCUUAGCCGAAUUAUUUUAUUUGACACUAGUUAUUUUUAUUUUGGCGUUUAAAUUAUUCAAUUCCGCACGAUUUCUAAUGUUUAAUUACUUAAAUCAUAAAGUAUGCAAAUAGAUCAGUGCAAAUAAAUUUUUAAUUAUGCAGUCUCUAUCAAUUUCGCUUUAAAAAAAUUAUUGAAAUGAAUACCAAAUUUAAAAAAAAAAAACAAAAAAACAGGGAUUUAGUAUUGAAAUAAUAAGCAAAAAAUAAUAUGCAAAUACAUAAAUCAUUCCACGUUUUUUCCAUAAAACACUCUUAAAUUUUCCUUUUAAAAACAUUGUGCAAAUAAAUCACAAAUUAUUCAAGCAAAUAUCUGUAUAUUAUGGAUUAUGCAAAUUAAAUUCUUGUCUUAUGUAUGCGAACAGACAGAUUAUGAAUUAAACAUGCAAAUCAGAAUAUGAAUUAAUUAUGAAUAUAAAAUCUUCAAAUAAAUAAUUCACACAUUUUUCAAUAUCUUCAAAACAACUAGAAUGGUUUUCUUUAUUCAGCAGCAACAAUUAUGUAUGUAUCAGUAUUUUGUAUGUAGUAGAUAAGUCGUGGUCACAAUUUUCCUUUAAUAACCACACACGAGAGAUUACUUAUUUAACCUAAAACGCAUAUUAUUUUUCAUAAAUUUUCUUAUAUUUCGUCAUCAUCACCAACCAACCAAAAACCGGGACUGUUUCCUUCAUUUUUUGUAUUUAUGUAGAUUACUUAUGUUUCACGACUUCUUCUUCUUCUGUAUAACAAUUAAUAAGCUUUAAAUUAAAUUAAAGUAACGGGGGGCAUUUAUCGUGGGGGGAAAGAUAACCUCACUAAAUAAUAAUUAACUAAUUAAUUAAAA